Molecule: messenger RNA, 985 nt
Organism: Capsella rubella
Lineage: Eukaryota; Viridiplantae; Streptophyta; Magnoliopsida; Brassicales; Brassicaceae
Product: 11-beta-hydroxysteroid dehydrogenase-like 4A
Exons: 6
Coding region: 24-923 (299 amino acids)
Molecular function (GO): oxidoreductase activity
Source: RefSeq, a predicted model, not a curated record
GCUCAAUCAGAAAAGUCAAGGAUAUGGCUUUGUUCAACAAGAUCCUUAACAUCCUUCUUCCUAUUGUCACGGUUUGGUUUCUUUUACUGUUUAUGCCAUUUUCAAUAUUCGUCAAGCUCAUCAGCUUCAUAAGGAGAUACAAAGAGUCGGAGAAAGUUAGCGGAAAAGUCGUCAUCAUCACCGGAUCUUCCUCAGGAAUUGGUGAGCACCUCGCUUAUGAGUACGCGAGUAGAGGAGCAUACUUGACAUUGGUAGCUCGGAGAGAGGAUCGUCUACUAGAAGUAGCUGACAGGUGCCGGAGGCUUGGUUCACCUGACGUUGCUGUGGUGCCUAGUGAUGUCUCAGUCAUUGAAGACUGUAAACAUUUCGUUCAAGAAACCAUCGCUCGCUUUGGAAGACUGGAUCACUUGGUGAACAAUGCGGGAAUUGUCGAGGCCAAACUUUUCGAAGACUAUUCAGAAAUUUCAGAUGUUCUUCCCAUUGUGAAUACGAACUUUUGGGGACCGGUCUAUGCGACACAUUUCGCUAUACCGCAUCUCAAGAAAGCCAAAGGAAAGAUCAUAGCGGUUGCUUCGCCUGCUGGAUGGUCUGGAGUGCCAAGGAUGAGCAUAUAUGCUGCAAGCAAAGCAGCUAUGAUAAACUUCUAUGAGACUCUUAGGAUCGAGCUUCAUCCACAUAUUGGUGUGACAAUCGUGUUUCCGGGUCUAAUCGAAAAUGGAAACACCAAUCCGGACCUUUUGGCUGAGAAACAAGACUGGUCCCAAGUUGUGGCCAUCGAGUCAGCAGCUGAAUGCGCCAAAGCGGUUGUUAAUGGAAUAUGCAGAGGUAAAACCUUUGUGGCAGAGCCGUCGUGGAUUCGUGUUCUUUUCUGGCUUUGUGCUAUAUGCCCUGAACUUUUGAUCUCUAAGCCUAAAAAGAAUUGACCAAUUUGUUUCGUUUCAUAUAAUUCCACCAUGGUGAAAUAAAUAUCUGACAUUAGAGACUU